Podarcis muralis (Common wall lizard) is the source of this 1955-nucleotide messenger RNA. RefSeq names its product 1-phosphatidylinositol 4,5-bisphosphate phosphodiesterase zeta-1-like. Gene Ontology annotation, molecular function: phosphatidylinositol-4,5-bisphosphate phospholipase C activity. NCBI's taxonomy places the organism in Eukaryota, Metazoa, Chordata, Lepidosauria, Squamata, Lacertidae. Gene Ontology annotation, biological process: intracellular signal transduction; positive regulation of cytosolic calcium ion concentration involved in egg activation; lipid metabolic process. Gene Ontology annotation, cellular component: nucleus. The record is from RefSeq and is a predicted model, not a curated record.
AUGGAAGCCAGAUAUCCUUCCUUUCCAUUUACGUGGUUUUUAAACGUCAUCCAUGACAAGUUUAGAAAAGGAAAGAUUAAUUUUGAAAGUACUUUGGAAUUGCUUACUAAAUUUGACAUCCCCUUCGAUUAUGUUCAUGUGAAAUACAUUUUUAAGGCAAGUGACUCAUUGAAGUCUGGAACUAUUACUAUAGAAGAUUUUAGAGGAAUUUAUCGUACGAUAGCACACAGAUGUGAAAUCCAUGAUCUUUUCAAAACUCAGUCUCCGAACCACAAAUUGCUCCCACUUUCAAAUCUAGUCCAGUUUCUUAGAAAAGAACAGUUUCAGCCUGAAGUUGAUGAAGUGGUUGCUGCUCAACUCAUUGCAAAGUUUGAGCCCAUCGAAGAAGCAAAGAAAAAUUCACAGAUGACAUUUGAAGGAUUUCUAAGAUACAUGACAUCUGAGGAAUGCAUGGUAUUUAAAUCUGAGCACAAAACUGUUUACCAGGAUAUGACCCGUCCACUGUGUGAAUACUUUAUUUCAUCCUCGCACAACACCUACCUCAUAUCUGACCAGCUAAUAGGGCCAAGUCACCUAUGGGGUUAUGCAAGUGCUCUAAUGAAAGGAUGCCGCUGCUUAGAAAUUGACUGCUGGGAUGGACCAAACAAUGAUCCUGUUGUUUAUCAUGGACAUACAUUAACAAGCAAAAUUAGCUUUAAGACCGUCAUCCAAGUGAUCAGCAAGUAUGCCUUUUUGGUCUCCGAUUAUCCUCUGAUACUGUCUUUGGAGAAUCACUGUAGCCCUAAACAGCAGGAAGUAAUGGCAGAUUAUCUGACAAAUAUCCUGGGUGACAUGUUGGUUAAAUCUGCGAUUGAUGAUAUAAUGCCAACUGAGCUCCCUUCCCCCGAGUCACUGAAAUUCAAAAUAAUGAUUAAAAAUAAGAAAAUUGGGACACUUGAAGAAACGCUUGCAAGGAAGGGCACGGAUAGCCAUGGUCAGACAGGGGAAUUUGAAGAGGAAGAAACAAGUGAUGAGGAGCUGGACGACAACCCGUCGCACCCCAAGCAACCGCUGCUGAAAAAGAGAAGGGCACGCUGGAAAGGCUCAGCUCCACCUCGGAAAAAACAAAGGAUGAAGAAAAUAAAGAUUGCCUUGGCACUGUCAGAACUUGUGAUUUAUACCAAAUCUCGGAAGUUUGUAAGCUUUGAAGACUCAAGAGAAAAGCAGUUUUUUUAUGAAAACAAUUCAAUUGGUGAGCUAAAAGCCCGAAAGCUGGCAAAACUCGCAGCUAAUGAAUUUGUUCAGCACACCGUCAGAUUUCUUACAAGAAUAUACCCAAAAGGAACCCGGGCCAACUCUUCCAAUUAUAACCCUCAAGAAUUCUGGAACGUUGGGUGUCAGAUAGUGGCCUUAAAUUUCCAAACAGCAGGACUGCAAAUGGAUCUUCAAACUGGGAAAUUUUUGGAUAAUGGUGGUUCUGGCUAUUUACUAAAACCAGAAUAUCUAAGAAAUAGAGACACACAAUUUACUCCACAUGCUAUAUCUGCAAACUGUCAACCGGUGCUUCUUACUAUAAAGCUUAUCAGCGGUCAUCAAUUACCACCUAGCAGUCUCUCCAGGAGUAAUAAAGCUGACCCCCUAGUUCUAGUAGAAAUUUAUGGUGUUCCGGAAGACCAUGCAAAGCAACAGAGCUGUGUAGUUAAGGGCAAUGCUUUGAGUCCCAGGUGGAAUGAAACAUUCACUUUUAACAUCCAAGUUCCAGAGCUUGCCUUAGUACGGUUUGUUGUAGAAGAUCAGCUUUCUCUCACUUCCAAUGACUUCCUUGGGCAAUAUACUUUACCACUUCUGAGCAUGAAUAAAGGUUAUCGCCAGGUUCCACUUUUUUCCAAACUUGGUGUCAACCUGCGCCCUGCUUCACUCUUUGUGCAUAUUUGGUACUUCAACCAAUAAUGUUUGCUAACAGAGCUCCCUCAGCA